Messenger RNA from Xenopus tropicalis (tropical clawed frog), 1701 nucleotides. The record is from RefSeq and is a predicted model, not a curated record. NCBI's taxonomy places the organism in Eukaryota, Metazoa, Chordata, Amphibia, Anura, Pipidae.
UAAGUUGACGUCACUGUCAGUACGGUGGCUGCAGAGGUUUGACUUCCGGCGUGGUUCUUUGGGUGUUCUAAAACUUCACGAGAAAAUGACAUCGCUUAGACCGUUCACAUGCGAUGACUUGUUUCGAUUUAACAACAUCAACCUGGAUCCAUUAACUGAGACUUAUGGCAUUCCUUUUUACCUGCAGUAUUUGGCACACUGGCCUGAAUAUUUUAUUGUUGCAGAGGCACCAGGUGGAGAACUCAUGGGUUACAUAAUGGGAAAAGCCGAGGGUUCAGUAGCACGAGAGGAAUGGCAUGGACACGUCACUGCACUGUCUGUCGCACCAGAAUUCCGACGUCUCGGGUUAGCAGCUAAACUAAUGGAGUUACUAGAAGAAAUUUCUGAAAGAAAAGGAGGAUUUUUUGUUGAUCUGUUUGUGAGAGUCUCCAAUCAAGUUGCAGUGAACAUGUACAAGCAGCUGGGAUACAGUGUGUACCGAACUGUCAUAGAGUAUUACUCAGCCAGCAAUGGGGAACCGGAUGAAGAUGCAUAUGACAUGAGGAAAGCUCUGUCGAGAGACACUGAGAAGAAAUCUAUUGUACCUUUACCGCAUCCUGUGAGACCAGAAGACAUUGAAUAACCUUAGCUGUGGUUCUUAGGCAGAGUCAUAAAAAGACAAUUUCAUCUACAUAUUCUAUAAAGCAGCAACACCAGUCUGAGGCUUGCUAGGCCAUAUGCACAGUUCCUAGCGGAGAAGUUAAGUUCAGUAAAUGGUUAGAGACGCAUAAUUACUUUUCUGUUUAUUUAUAAAACACACCUAUUUAAUCUACUGCCUCUUACACUGUAAAGUCGGUUCUUAUUCAGGAAAGUUAUACCUGGCCAGUUACUUUUCCAAGGCAUAUUGCUGGCAGACACAAAUAUAAAUGUGACCAGAGCUGGCAGUGCAUGUCACCGACUGUAAUCCAUAUUUUUACAGACCAUUUACAGCUUGCUGCUGAGUUGUGUCCUAGGACUGGAGGGCCAUGCAUUUUAUAAGCUUCAUCUUUUAAAGUAAUACCGACAUGUAUCUAGGAUUGUAUUCUAUGUAGAAUUUUCCUGUAUAUUCCUUUUUAUUUCCUGUCUGAAAUUGCCAUUUUUACAGCCAUUUACAGCCUGUCCCUAACUUUUAGGGGCAUUUUUAUUAUUGUGUGUAAGGCAAUGUCACUGGUGAUGUUGCCCAUAGCAACCAAUCAGAUCUUUGCUUUUGUUUUCUAACUUCAAGGUGACAGGUCAAAUCUAAUUGCUGAUUGGUUGCCAUGAGCAACAUCACAAGUCAUGUAGAUUUAUGCCCAUUAGGGUAGUGUUAGUGUGACAUUUCCAUAUGGCUUGGAGAGUGGCAGCAUUCUCAUUCAGGUUAUUGUCAGCGCAGUAUACAGAAAAAUGUACAUAACAUUACUUUAUUUGCUAAAAUGCAAUAGUAAGAAUUUCAGAGAGCCUUUUUAUUUGGUGAUUAUGAAAUGUGUAUGUUCCUGCUGCACUAAGAACAAUUGAUAGAUGUAAUUAUGUACCUUUGCCUAAGAAUCCAGUGUAAAUGAUUCCUGUGAUGUGUAACUUCCAUGGAUGGCUGCACUGCAUUCUCUGUGAUGUCCUGCAGUUUUCAGGUGCUAACAAGGUAAUGACGCUGUAAAUGGCUGAUGGGGCAAAUGUAGGCAGAAUAAAAUGUGCUGCUGUUUGAGUUUA